AUGAAGAGAGCUUAUUUGAAUUUGCUUUAUGGCUGUUUAAGUUUUUGCGGAUUUUGGCCACCCGAUGGUUCCGAAACGAUUUAUGCGAUAAACAUGAGAGUUUCUAUAAUUGUUUAUACUUACCACGUUUUUGGAGUUAUCUCUUAUAUUGUUAACAUAGCUCCAGAUUCUAGCGUUCCGGGAGGUGAAAAAUUAGAAUCUCUCUUUGUAGCAGCGGGAUUAUUUCAAAUGCUGAUUAAUUGCACGGCGAUGUUUAAGCAACGUCACAAAAUCAAACAACUUUACGCGAUUUUGGAAAACUUUGAGAACUAUGGAAUCCCGGAAAACAUAGCAACAAUAGCUUUCAUCAUAAACAUGAUUUCUGUCUUUUUUGUAUGUUAUUGCGUUACUGGGGGAUUCUUUGUUGCUUUAUACCCGGUUUAUGACUACGAAAAUUGUAUGUGGAAGGCUGAGUUAUCAAACAAAACGAUUUUAUGUGGAUUUGGAACCAAAGUUUCUUACCCCUACGAUAUUCAAGGCGGAUUAGUUUACCUUAUUCACGUCGCAAUUGAGAUAUACACAAUCUGUUUUUCCUGUUCUGGUGGUGCAAUCAUUGUUAAUUGUACUCUUGGAGCUUUUGAAUUCAUAAUUUUAAGAAUCAAUCAGUUAAAGAAUAUGUUGGAUAAAGCUUUUGAGACCAACGAUCGACUUGAACACAAAAAACGAUUUCGAGAAUGCAUUAUAUUUCAUAUUUACAUCAUUGAGUAA
This is a messenger RNA of Onthophagus taurus, 747 nucleotides long. The record is from RefSeq and is a predicted model, not a curated record. Lineage: Eukaryota; Metazoa; Arthropoda; Insecta; Coleoptera; Scarabaeidae.